Molecule: messenger RNA, 267 nt
Organism: Cylicostephanus goldi
Lineage: Eukaryota; Metazoa; Nematoda; Chromadorea; Rhabditida; Strongylidae
Source: the annotation of a GenBank genome assembly
UUGCAGAAGCAUUUGUUAGAAGCCUUAUCGUACGGUGCACCUCCACAUGGUGGCUUUGCCCUGGGUCUUGAUCGUUAUAUAGCACUGUUGGCCUCUAAUGGUGAUCCAUCCUUUCCUGUUCGAGAGGUCAUUGCUUUUCCAAAAUCAAAGGAAGGCAGAGAUUUGAUGAGCAAAGCCCCGGUGACACCGAAUGAGGAACAGUUGAAGCGAUAUGGAUUGCGAUUUGAAGAGGAAACUGAAGCUUUGGAAGCUUUUUCUACUUCAUAG